AUGUAUAAUAACUUCCAAAAUAACCGUAAUGAAGAUCGUAAAGAAGACAAACCACCAUACUCCAGAGUUUUCGUUGUAUGCAGUAAACUCACCCAAGAAGAAGAUUUAAGAACUCCUUUUGAAAAAUAUGGUACUGUUGAAGACUUGUAUAUGCCUAGAGAUAGAAAUACAGGUGAACCUAGAGGGGUUGCAUAUAUAAAAUUCAGUAAAACGUCAUCUGCUGCUGCAGCAAUCCAUGAUCUGCAAGCGAAGCCAUUAAAAAUAAAUAAUAAACCAAUCAAAGUUAUGAUUGCUUCAAGUAAGCAUGAUUCAAGUUCCACAAAUGAAGAGAAAUAUAGAAGACUCUUUAUAAAAGUUCACAAAGACAUAUCUGAAAGUGAAAUAUAUGAUCAUUUCAACCAAUUUGGACUUGUUGAUUCUGUGUACUUGCAAAAGGAUAAAGUUACAGAUAAAUGCAAAGGCUUUGCAUAUGUACAUUAUACCAACUUUUUAGAUGCUGCGAAAGCUUUUGAAGAAUGUGACAGAAAAUAUAAACCUGUGUUUGCUACCCCUAAAGAUGAACUGAAGCGUGGCAGAAAUGUUUUAGAGGGACUAUUUGGAUUUCAAGGGGAUUCUUACUCUAAUAAUAGUCAAGUUGGCAAAGACUAUAAUUUCAUAGAACAAAAAAGGGAUAGCUUAAGUCUUCUUCCGAAUAUUCCAUCUCAGAACUGUGCUACAGUCAUUGUCACUUGUAGCCCUCAAGUGCCUCAAAAAUAUGUUGAAAAGUUGUUUAAUAUUGUACCUGGUAUGAUUCAGUGUCAGUACACACUUGAUACAUACAACGGUUUUUGUAAAGCAAUAGUGACUUAUGACAAUGAACAGUCUGCCACAUGCGCAGUUAAAAAAAUAAAUAACUUUGAAUACCCUUCUGGGGAAAUUGUUUCUGUCAAGCUUGAUGAAAACCCUAUAAAUAAGGCAGCCAAUAAUCUCACAAAUAUUGUUAAUAAUUUCAAGAAUUCUUUAGAUGCAGGCAACCCUGAUUUACUUCAACUAGCAGAUGCCAUAGCUGAAGCAUCAACAUUGAUAAAAGCAGCUACAACUGGUAAAAUUGAAAAUAAAUCUCAUAAUUUAGAUACCCCAAAUGAUUUCUGUAGUGUACCCCUGCCAUCUCCUCGACCGAUGGCAAACUCCAACAGCAGAGUUGCACAAAGAUGCUUUAUAGUCUGUAAACCAUAUCCUCCAGCUGGAUCAGCUUUAAGAGAUGCCUUUUGCCGCUUUGGAGAUCUUAUUGAUGUAUGUACUUUUCCAAAUAAGACAUUUGGUUUUGUCAAGUAUGCCUCUGUAAGAGCAGCACAAGAAGCUAUAAAAACUUUGAAUGGUGCUGUCUUAUGUGGCAUCCAGCUUAAAGUUUUAGAAGCUGAUGAAAAGCCUUCAAAGGAUGAUGACCAUAAAAUGAUAAUAGACUCAUCAGAAGACUUUUCAAAUCACUGUAAGGAAGGUAAAAGAAUGAAGAUUCACGACUAG
Messenger RNA from Diatraea saccharalis (sugarcane borer), 1503 nucleotides. NCBI's taxonomy places the organism in Eukaryota, Metazoa, Arthropoda, Insecta, Lepidoptera, Crambidae. The record is from the annotation of a GenBank genome assembly.